AGAGAGAGAGAGAGAGAGAGAGAGAGAGAUAGAGAGAGAGAGAGAGAGAGAGAGAGAGAGAGAGAGAGAGAGAGAGAGAGAGAGAGAGAGAGAGAGAGAGAGAGAGAGAGAGAGAGAGAGAGAGAGAGAGAGAGACACACACGCACACAUGCACAAGCACACGCACACGCGACGCACAAACACGGAGAGAGACCCAAAGGGAGGGUGAGAGCGGUGUGACACGGGUCGAGCACACAGAGCAGAGACCAAACCUGUUGGUGAGUUGGUUGUCGCUGUACUUUGCGAUGGCAAUUUGAAAAUGUUUGUUUUGGGGUGGAAUAAGUUUUAAACUGAAUGAAUUGGAUUUCGAUCUAUACAAUUUGCCAACGCGGGAACCAAAACGCAAACAGACUUUGUUCGAAGGUGAAACACGUUCUAGGACCGAUGCUGAAAUAAUCUUCCAUAAAAAAAUAAUCUUGUCUUUUUGGGGUCGUUUUUACCAAACCCCAGUCCGGACGUCAUGCAGCAGGAGCGGCUGCUCAAGGUGCUGGUGAUCGGGGACCUGGGGGUUGGGAAGACCUCGGUCAUUAAGCGCUACGUCCACCAGGUCUUCUCCCAGCACUACCAGGCCACCAUCGGGGUGGACUUCGCCCUGAAGGUCCUCAAAUGGGACCACAAGACGGUGAUCCGGAUGCAGCUCUGGGACAUAGCAGGCCAGGAGCGCUACGGCAACAUGACGCGGGUGUACUACCGGGAAGCGGUGGGGGCCCUGGUUGUGUUCGACAUGACGCGCCUCUCCACCUUCCAGGCAGUCUUGCGCUGGAAGGGAGACCUGGACUCCAAGGUCGCCCUGGGCAACGGUCGGCCGGUUCCAGCUGUCCUAUUGGCCAACAAGUGUGACCAGCGGGGGCAGGGCCUGUGCUCCAAGCUGCCUAAACUGGAGAACUUUUCUAAAGACCACGGAUUCGUCGGCUGGUACGAGACCUCCGCUAAGGACAACACCAACAUUGACGCGGCCAUGACCCGUCUGGUGGAGAGCAUCAUGGCGGUGGAGGAGGAGCUGGCGGUCGCUGCCGGCAACGGCAAAGUGAGCGACCAGACGGACUCCGGCGUGCUGGUGCUGCCCCGCCUCCAUCACCACGACGCCCCAGAGAGGCAACUCCCAGGAUGCACUGGGUGCCCCACCCUACGGCCCAAGAAUCACCACGCCUACGACUGAGAGCAGG
Gadus chalcogrammus (walleye pollock) is the source of this 1205-nucleotide messenger RNA. RefSeq lists its product as uncharacterized. Lineage: Eukaryota; Metazoa; Chordata; Actinopteri; Gadiformes; Gadidae. Gene Ontology annotation, cellular component: vesicle; Golgi apparatus; trans-Golgi network. The transcript is spliced from 4 exons. Gene Ontology annotation, biological process: vesicle-mediated transport. Gene Ontology annotation, molecular function: GTPase activity; GTP binding. The record is from RefSeq and is a predicted model, not a curated record. Bases 500 to 1198 code for a protein of 232 amino acids.